Orcinus orca (killer whale) is the source of this 2038-nucleotide messenger RNA. RefSeq names its product hydroxy-delta-5-steroid dehydrogenase, 3 beta- and steroid delta-isomerase 7 (gene HSD3B7). The transcript is spliced from 5 exons. Bases 449 to 1543 code for a protein of 364 amino acids. The record is from RefSeq and is a predicted model, not a curated record. Gene Ontology annotation, molecular function: 3-beta-hydroxy-Delta5-steroid dehydrogenase (NAD+) activity. Lineage: Eukaryota; Metazoa; Chordata; Mammalia; Artiodactyla; Delphinidae. Gene Ontology annotation, biological process: steroid biosynthetic process.
UGUCGCUGGCCCAGGAGCCUGUAGAAGACGGCCUCCGGUGGCCGGUUUGGGCGGCCUGGGACUGUGGCUGCAGGUAGGCAGUGGUGAUGCCAGGGCCCGGGGUCCCUUCCCCCAAUCCCAGCUCUCUUCGCCUUCCUCUACUCUGCCUCCCCAGCUCCCUGCCAACCACCCUUCGUUUUCUGUCCCAGAACCUCUCCCUCCACCUCAAACCCUGACCCCUUCCUGCAGGCCAAGCCCUCCCCCUUAUCUCAGUAACUGCAGCCGGCAGGGUCAGAGGGCAGGUAGCCUGGCCACUGCACCGACAGCUACAGCCUCCAGAAACAGCUCUGGCCUCUGGGUCACUGCUCCAGGCCACUCAGCCAGGGGCCCCUCCUAGGAGUCACGGGGCUGCUGGUGCUGGGGCAGUGUCUCAACCCAGGCGCGCCAGUGUCUCUUUCCCCAGCCAGGCAUGGCAGACUCUGCACAAGCCCAGAAGCUGGUGUACCUGGUCACAGGUGGCUGUGGCUUCUUGGGAGAACAUGUGGUCCGCAUGCUGCUGCAGCAGGAACCCCAGCUCCGUGAGCUGCGCAUCUUUGACCUACACCUGGGUCCCUGGCUGGAGGAGCUGAAGACAGGGCCCGUGCAGGUGACUGCCAUCCAGGGGGACGUGACCCAGGCCCACGAGGUGGCAGCAGCUGUGGCCGGAGCCCACGUGGUCAUCCACACAGCUGGGCUGGUGGACGUGUUUGGGAAAACCAGUCCUGAGACCAUCCGUGAGGUCAAUGUGCAGGGCACGCGGAAUGUGAUUGAGGCGUGUGUGCAGACUGGAACACGCUUCCUGGUCUACACAAGCAGCAUGGAAGUUGUGGGUCCCAACAUCAAAGGCCAGCCCUUUUACAGGGGCAAUGAGAAUACCCCAUACGAAGCAGUACACAGACACCCCUAUCCUUGCAGCAAGGCCCUAGCUGAGCAGCUCGUCCUGGAAGCCAAUGGGAGGAAGGUAACGUGGCCUGGAUGCACGUGCUGGUGGCCCGGGAGCUCCAGCACCGAGCUGCACUCAUGGGUGGCCAGGUGUACUUCUGCUAUGACAACUCACCCUACAAGAGCUAUGAGGACUUCAACAUGGAGUUCCUGGGCCCCUGUGGACUCCGGCUGGUGGGCACCCGCCCACUGUUGCCCUACUGGCUGCUGCUGUUUCUGGCUGCCCUCAAUGUCCUGCUGCAGUGGCUGCUGCGGCCGCUGCUGCUCUAUGCGCCCCUGCUCAACCCCUACACACUGGCUAUGGCCAACACCACCUUCACCGUCAGCACCGACAAGGCUCGGCGCCAUUUUGGCUAUGAGCCCCUGUUCUCCUGGGAGGAGAGCAGGACCCGCACCAUCCGCUGGGUGCAGGCCGUGGAGGGCUCAGCCCAGUGAUGGUGGAGCUGGGCCUGGAGGCCAGCAUGGCACAGCCAUCCAGGUCCAGAGCCCUCAGACCCUGGUGGGGAGGGCGGGCUACAUUCUAGAGCCGGAGGAGGAGGGGUCUGGUGCCAGACUGGCUGUCCUAGAGCUCUCCACAUUGUAAUUCAUGAGCCUUGAGCCUGUGUCCUAAUACCCCUCAGUUCUAGGGCAGGGUUUUGGAGCAAGUGUGUCUUCACUCUCAACCCAGGCCUGACGGCUGGUUGGCGAGGGUCUGACUCCCCUGACGUUCUCCACGGUCCCAUCCCAUUUCUGGCUUUUCAAGCAGGAAGUGGGUAGAAGUUCCACAGGGCCUCGUGCUGGACCUCGGAUAUCCAGGUGUGAUCCUCAGACCCGGGUUCAGAGUGAAGAUGCUUUCUGGCUCCUCCCACCACCUUUGUCCCUCCUUGGGGUUCAUAGUCCCAUUAUUUUAAAACAUUUAUUACCCUUGGACAUUUAUCUUUUUUUAUUCUCUUCAACGAAGGCUGAGGAAAUCUGUGUAUUUUCACCUCUUGCCACCCCUCUACCCAAAUCAGUUCCUGCAGCACUGUUUGAUCUCUGCCUGAGGAUGCCCCAGUAAUGCUGUACCAGUCCAAGCCCUGGAUUAAAGCUCCUUCUCCGA